GAGAAUCUCUUCAGGAUCCGGAGCGGAGAGGAGGCGGCUGGAGGCCGGAGCGGGGCCUGCGGAGGAGACGAGGCCGAGGAGGAGGCCGAGGAGGAGGAAGGCCAGGCCUCGCCGCCUGAGAGGAGCCCGCUCCCGCUCGCAUUCCUCCGGCGGGAAGGAGGAGGCGACGCCGCACAACUCCGGAGAAGGCGGAACAAAGUCUCCUCCUCAGGCCCGACGUCGAGGGAGAAGCACCGGACGGGCCUGAGGGGGACUUCGGCCCAGGAGGAGGAGGAGGAGAGCGGGGCCCAGGCCGGGGGCUCCGCUGAGGAGGAGCAGGGCGCACUUGAAGGCCUGGAAAAGAGAGACAGAGAGACGGGACCUCAAAGAGGAGGCACACAGCCAGCCAUAUAUAUAUAUAUAUCCAUCGAGUGUGGCUUCUUUGCACCCCUUUUUCGUCAGGACCAGAGGAGAAGGAAAGGCAAUACAAGCAAGGCUCGUGGAGAUACAAACCUACACACAUAAACAAUACAUACAUACAGAUACAAACAUGAACACAGCCAUCCAUCAAGGGCUGCUUUGACUUUUCUUCGCACCCUUUUUCCUCAGGACCAGAGGAGAAGGAAGGAAAGAAGAAGACAUAGAAAGAAGGCUUGAAGAGACACACACGCAUACACAAACAUAAACAUAUACUUACACACAGAGAUACUAACAUAAAACACAUGCAUAAACACACAGACACACGCACAUACAGAUACAAACAUUAAACACAUACAUAAACACACACAUACAGAUACAAACAUUAAACACAUACAUAAACACGCACACAUACAGAUACAAACAUUAAACACAUACAUAAACAUACACAUACAGAUACAAACAUUAAACACAUAAACAUACACAUACAGAUACAAACAUUAAACACAUAAACAUACACACACAUAGAUACAAACAUUAAACACAUAAACACACAGACACACAUACAGAUACAAACAUAAAUACAUACACACAUACACAAACAUAAAACGCACACAUAAGCACAUACUUUCACACGGAUAUACAUUUACAUGCAGAUACAAACAUAAAGCACAUACUUUCACGCAGAUACACACAUCUAUACAGAUACAUAAACACAUACCUACACUGAGAUACACACAAACACUUGCAGGUGCAAACAUAAAACACAUACGCAAACUUAUUCCACGCAGAUACAAACAUAAGCAUACAUACACAAACAUACAUACAUAUAUACACACACAGGGCCCGGUGUGGCUGUGACUUUUCUUGCACUUUUCUCCAGGACAAGAGGGGAGGAAGAACGGAAGGAGUGGAGAUCUGAAGAAGGACAGAAGCAGGCCAACAGAUUCCACAUUCUUGUGUGCCAACCCCAGGCCUAGAGGAGAAGAAAGAAAGAGACUGGAUAUAGAGAAAACCCGCACAUACUCCCAUAGAAAGUGUGGCUGUGAUUUCUCUUCACACCCCAAAGACAGGACAAGAGGAAGGAGUGUUGUGCCAUCACAAUCCACCUUGGAAUCCAAUUCUGGGCCUUUAUUUUGCUGUUGCUUCUACUACUCAGCCUGGAGAUGAAAGAGAGAGACGGGAUAUCAAGGCAGAUGGAGGCUUGAGAAGGCCAGAGGCCUCUUUUUUUCUUUGCCCCAAUUGUCAUCCAGGACAAGAGGAGGGAGCAAGGGCAAUUCAAUCUUAACUCUGAGGUUUUGCUUAGCUAUUGCCACUAUUUUCCCCUUUUCUACGUUGGGACAAAAGGAGGGGAGGCCUUGCUGUUUUUCAUGUGUUUUUUGUAGAUAGAAGAGAUUUCUGUAUGGGAAGGGGCUGCUUUCCUAUUGACAGUUUGAAGAAUCAUUGCUAAAGAAGAUACAAUCCUACCCUCAGCAUAUUUUCUUGACAGUCCCAUAUAGAAGCAGUAGUGUCUAUUUCCUUCUAGCCUGUUAAGACAGAAUAGUAAUAUAAAUCCUUAAAAGGGAGGGGGAAUCAGUCUUUGGGGAGCAAAACAUUGGAAGCUGUUUUGCUGAGUAGCUUUCCCUGCUCCUGUAAAAAGGGGUGAUUAAGUUGAGGACUUUGAUGGAGAAUUAACCAUUUGAACAAUUAAUUCCAUGGGGUAGUCAGGGUGGGAGGAGGCCUGCAGCCCCCUCCCCAGGAUUCCUUCCCUCCCAUGGAUGAGAAUUGUUAUUCUGUUUCCCUUCUAUCUGGUUGGGAUGUUCUCAUGACCUGAGAAAAGUUCUGGACCUGAAAUGACAAUACAAGGGUUGGAAAUAGUUUGGAGCAGAUGGAGUCUGACAAAGUUGCUAUCUUGGCCAAGCUGCCUCUUAAACUGAGAUGUGUGUUCCUUCUGAACUGAGGAAACAGCAGGAUUUUCAGAGCUUCGAAUCAUGACUCUGGAGAUAUUCUCCCUCUCUUCGGUUUGGAUUUGGGCCAGAAAGGGUUUCUUGUGUUUUCUCCUGCUCUGAUAUGGAUUUUUUUGGACAAUUGUGAAGUACAGUAUUACUAAACAAAAAAACGACUUGGCUUGUUCUGUGCUUUGAAAUAAAGCUGGAUCCUGAACUUGGUUGUGUGUGUGGAAAAGUGACAGUAACCUACUUGAAAUAUCAAGUACAAUGCAGAUUGGCUAAAAACUCGUCUCCUUGCCAAGGGCUCCAAUGAGUGGCUCACAGUCCGCAAUCACGGACAGGUUUCCUCUCAGAAGACCUACAAGGCACGGCAGCAUUCUGAGCAGAGAGUCUCCAGCAGAUAAGAAGCAGAAGGUUGAGCGCUGCAUCAGUGCCCACGACUUUGACCCUACAGACAGCUCCUCCAGGAAGACAAAGUGUAGCUCGGACGAGAGUAGAUCCGAGACGUAUGGUCUUGUUCAGCGUUGUGUUAUUAUACAGCGGGAUGAAAAUGGAUUUGGGUUGACAGUCAGUGGAGACAAUCCAGUCUUUGUGCAGUCUGUCAAAGAAGAUGGCGCAGCCAUGCGGGCUGGAGUUCAAACUGGCGACCGAAUCAUUAAGGUGAAUGGGACCCUAGUAACGCACUCAAACCACCUGGAAGUGGUGAAACUAAUAAAGUCGGGGUCCUAUGUAGCCCUCACUGUGCAAGGGCGCCCACCUGGGUCGCCCCAGAUACCUCUGGCUGAUUCUGAGUUGGAUCCAGCAGCGUUUGGUCAUAUGUCUCCCAUCAUGACAUCUCCUCAUUCACCGGGAGCAUCGGGAAACACAGAGAGGAUCACAAGUCCAGUACUGAUGGGGGAAGAAAAUAAUAUUGUUCACAGCCAGAAAGUGGAGAUUUUGCGGAAGAUGUUGCAGAAAGAACAGGAGCGGUUGCAGUCUUUGCAAGAAGAUUACAGCCGCUCCCCUGCCUCCCAACUGCUGAAAGAGAUCCAGGAGGCCAAGAAGCACAUCCCUCAGCUGCAGGAACAGUUGUCCAAGGCAACAGGAUCCAUCCAGGAUGGGGUUUUGUCUUCGAAGUCUGUGAUGGAGUCUUUGCAAAUCAGCGAGAUAGAAGCGGAAAGAGGGGAUGGGCUGAAUAGAGGAGAUGGCAGUUUUGGUGACAGCUCCCAUAUGAAUAGUGAUACGGCUGAGAGUCCCCGGAGUGGCCUGAGAGAACGAAUGUCUCUCGAAGAGAGCCCAGAAAAGAGUGAGACUCAAGAUACCGACUCACAAUCUAGUAUUGGAAGCCCCUCGUCUCGCAUGGCACCCCCAAUCAUCGGAGCAGAGGAUGAUGACUUUGAUGGUGAACAAGAACAGAUCAAUGGACAGUGCAGCUGCUUCCAAAACAUAGAGUUGCUGAAAUCUCGCCCUGCUCACCUGGCUGUCUUUCUUCAUCACGUCGUGUCCCAGUUUGACCCAGCUUCUUUGCUUUGCUAUCUUUUUGCUGACCUCUACAAACAAACCAACUCCAAAGAGACUCGUCGUGUCUUUGCUGAGUUCAAUCAAUUUUUCUUGGAUAAAUCUGCGAAUCUGAAGGUUCCAAUCCCAGAUGAAAUUUCUGUAGAUUUAGAAAAAAGACGGCUAGAUUUGAUUCCCGAAGAACUGCACCGCCACUAUAUCCACACAAUGCAAGAGAAAGUCCUUCCUGAAGUUCACAGGCAUCUUGAAGAUUUUAGACAGAAACGCAGCAUGGGGUUGACCUUGGCGGAAGGGGAGCUGACCAGGUUAGAUGCUGAGCGCAUCCGUGACAGGACUACGCAGGAGAAGGAGAGAGUCUGCGCAGAGCAGAUCAUUAGCAAAAUUGAGGAAGUGCUGAUGACCUCUCAGCCCAUAGAAGAAGAAAAGAGUUCAAGCAUACAGUAUGUCGUCCUCACCUACAUGAAGCACCUUGGUGUGAGAGUCAAAGAACCGCGGAGUCUGGAUCAGAAACGGGGGCGGAUCGGAUUCCUGCCAAAGAUCAAGCAAAGUAUAAAGAAAGAGAAGGAAGGGGACGAAAAGAAGAGGAGAGUCUUCCCCAAUAUCCUGGGACCCCCAAGAAGACCAAGCCGCCAUGACAGUUAUGCAAUAGGCAGAGCCAUGGAAAUACAGAAGCAGCGUCAUCCGAAGCACUUAUCCUCCUCUUCCUCCAUCAGUCUGGAGCCACCAGAGUCUGCCAGGAUGCGCCAAAGCAGCUCCAUUGAGAGCACAGAUGCAGCCCACCCUCCUGCCAACCUGGUGUCCCCUCUGGCAGCCGGUUCCUCUCCUUCUCAGGAAGGGAGCAAAGAUAGCGAAGCAGGUUCUAAACAAGUUGGAGAAACUCCUCCUUCAGGCGACUCUGUGGACGGUACGCCUCGCACAACCAACACCAUCUUUGAUUUCCCAUCUCCUCCAUUGGACCAUUUGCUGGAAGAGGAAGGCGACUUUGACAGGUUAGCAGAAUCAGGAACACCAAAAUCCUUCCGCAAGAUGGACAGUGUGGGCGCAGGCGAUAUCCAGAGCGAAGACGAGCUGUUUGAGUUUGACAUGGAGACGGAUCCACCCAACUGGCAGCAGCUCGUGAGCCGCGAGGUGUUACUUGGCCUGAAGCCAUCUGAGAUUAAACGCCAGGAAGUGAUUAACGAAUUAUUUUACACUGAGCGCGCUCAUGUCCGUACACUGAAGGUUCUGGACCAGGUCUUCUAUCAGCGUGUGUCUCGCGAAGGGAUCUUGCCUCAUUCUGAAUUGCGGAAGAUAUUUUCAAACUUGGAGGAUAUCCUUCAACUCCAUGCUGGAUUGAAUGAGCAGAUGAAAGCGGUGAGGAAACGGAAUGAGACGUCUGUCAUUGAUCAAAUUGGAGAGGACUUGUUAACUUGGUUCAGCGGAGCAGGGGAAGAUAAACUGAAACAAGCCACUGCCACCUUCUGUAGUAACCAACCUUUUGCGUUAGAAGUGAUCAAGUCGCGGCAGAAGAAGGAUUCUCGCUUCCAAACUUUUGUCCAGGACGCUGAAAGCAACCCACUCUGUCGCCGACUGCAGCUGAAAGACAUAAUUCCUACCGAGAUGCAGAGGUUGACCAAAUAUCCCCUUCUGCUGGAUAAUAUUGCAAAGUACUCAGAACAACCUGGGGAGAAAGAGAAAGUGAAGAAAGCCGCAGAUCAUUGUCGACAGAUUCUCAACUUUGUGAAUCAAGCAGUCAAAGAAGCGGAAAACAAGCAGCAUUUAGAAGACUACCAGCGCCGGCUUGAUUUGUCCUAUCUGAAGCAGUUGGAAGGCCCUAUGCUAGAAGAAUUCAGGAAUUUAGAUUUAACCAGAAAGAAGAUGAUUCAUGAAGGGCCCCUGACCUGGAAGGUGAAUCGUGACAAGACCAUUGAUCUCUACACGCUGCUCUUGGAGGACAUUCUGGUGCUGCUGCAAAAGCAAGACGAUCGACUGGUGCUGAGGUGCCACAGCAAGAUCCUGGCCAAUGCCGCAGACAGCAAGCAUACAUUCAGCCCAGUCAUCAAACUCAACACGGUGCUGGUGCGCCAAGUGGCCACAGAUAACAAAGCAUUCUUCGUCAUCUCUAUGUCAGAAAAUGGAGCCCAUAUUUAUGAACUGGUGGCGCAAACAGUCUCAGAAAAGACUGUGUGGCAGGAGCUCAUUGCACGGAUGGCAGGAACAGUGAAAGUGGGCAGACGAGUGAUUCCAUUACAUCCGCCAGGACCCUGCGAGGAAGACCAUGAGGAAGAAGAUCAGAAACUGAAAGAAGAACAGACCACUCCCGAGAGCAGUAUGCAGAGCCCAGAUAAAGAUCUGGAACUGGAGUCUCCCUCAGCCACCGCAUCGGAAAAGGCAGAAGCAGAAGAGCUCCUGGAGGCCGACAGGCGGUUUAGAGAAAAAGCACCAGGGGAUCUGCUGAUCAAAGAGUCCUCGGACAGCUUCACCCACACAGGCCCAGAGCUCUUGUUCCAAAUCUCCGAAGACCGGUGGGCUUUGGACGCACUACGGAAUUUGGGCUUGUUGAAGAAGUUGCUGAUGCAGCAGCUAGGCAUGACUGAACAGGAGUCCCCUGAAGACCGGCAGCGUUUUUCCAGACAUAGGGCAGUUUCUCAGGGGGUCCAGGUGGAGAAAAGCGUCCUCAGAGGACAGCAGCACUCAGAGAAAGACAGGGCAUCCUUACCUGGGGUUAGUAGGAUGCCCUCCGGCAUGGGAACAAGUAGUUUUGAACCUUGCUCUGGUCACCGGACUUCGGGUGAGUUUGUUCAAGUAGGGGACACCACACCGAAUAGCAGUCAGUUAACGGACCCCUUGAGCACGAACCCAGAGACUCCCAUUGCUGAGCUGGAAGGGGUCACUGCAGAGGAUGGCGGAGAGCAUUUCUUUGAUGCCCGUGAAGCCCACAGUGACGAGAACCAGUCAGAAGGUGAAGUGACAGAAAGGAAGGACGUGGAAGAGGUGCAGCUGCGGAUCUCAGGAAAUUUUUUGAUCCUUGAUGAUUAUGGUGCAGCCCAGGAGAGCUCCACCGACGAGGAGGUGGCAUCGUUGGUCCUCCGGUGCACUGCUGGCAAGAGCGCCAUGGACUCUGCCCCCCAAGCGCCAGCAUCUCCGCAGGAGGCCCAGCAGCCAGACCCAGGAGCCAGCUCACCCUUUGCUGCCAGGGAAGUGGAGCCCUCCCAUUGGGAAGCCACUAAGGAACCCUCCUCCUCAGAAGUAUUAAGGCCUCCCUUCUCUCCAGAGUCACGCUCCCUGAUCAUGCAUUACAUCCAGAAAAUCGAGGCCAACCUGGAACACUUAAAGGAGGUCGAGGAGAACUAUGCGACUCUUCAGCAAAGGCUGGCUGGAUCAGUCCCCACGGAUGAGCACUCAGAUAAAAGUUAGUCACUCUUCCUGCAAGUGGCUGAAGGUUGGAUGGAAGCAUCCUUGCUCGGUGCCUGCGGGUGUCUGCCUGGACUUUGGGUCACGUGCAAGAGGCCUCUCUUUCCAUAGACCAUCCAAGCACAAAGUGGAGGGAUGGGCAUUUUCCUUUGGGGCCUCUGCGCCAGCCUGUUGGAGAGCGGCGUUGGUCUUGUUCUUCUCCUCUUUCUACAUGAAAUUCUUUUUUUUUGAAACGAGAGGAAAUAAGGAACAGAGAAAAAAAACACAAAGAAACCAAAUGUAUAAAGCUUUGGGUGUAGGAUAUACAAAUGUAUUUAGACAUAAAAAAAAUAUCAAUGUAUUUAUUUGACUUCAUUCCGUGUACUGAAAGCACACUUUAAUUUGUAAUAUUUUUUUUUUGCUUUAAGAAAAGAAAAUGGAUAGUGCCAGUUUGUAGGCCUCCCUCCCACCAUUCCUCUGUUCUCGAAUCCAAGACGGAGGAAUGCGUGCGUGCGAGUGUAAACGUGUCUUGGUUUUUCACUGGACUGGAUCCCACAGCAACCAGUUCACUCAAAAAGAGUUUCCCAUGUAAGAUUCAGGAAAUAUAGGCAGGCCUUGCCCACGUGUAAUGACACAAUCAGGCACUUGGAAGCUGGCAGUCUAGUCUCCCUUUGGGCUCUCCUUCAGUGAGAUGCGGACAUUAGAGGAGGAAUGGAAAGGGAUUGGAGUUCUGGUUCUGCCCGAUACUCUCAGCUCUGGCUUGUCAUGGUCUCUCCCAGAAGGCAGUCCCUUGGCAUUUCUGUCUUUUGAGGUGGUGAGGACCUUUUACAGGACAGGGCAAGUCUCUCUGGAUCACAGUGCUGAAUCCCUUGUAUUGUAAAGCAGUUGUAGCUGCCACUGGUGGUAGUAGCCGCAUGCUGCUUCUGCAUAUGAAGCUAGGGCUCUUCGCUACCAUUGUUGAUCAUUGUGUGGGGAAAGGGAACAUGGUUUGGUUUGGGGAGUAAUGUCGUUUUGCAUUGUUUGUGCCAAAGUGCUCUGAAAUCACACUGGUUGAGGGGGAGAGGAAAAAAAACAUAACCAGAAUAGCUAGACGAUGCUGUGUAUGUAUUUUUUUUUAUAACCAAGUCUUUGCAUCUUGAUGUUUUUAAAGCCAAACUGUCUUUCAGAAUGCAGUCGUAAGCCUCAGGAGCACAGCUGGAAAAUACAGGAUAGUGCAUUCUGGUUAACCAGUGUUGAGACUGGGCCAGAUGGUACUGGUAUGAGAGACAAUUUGGGAUACGGCUUCUGCCUUGGAAGCUUUCACUGCAAGGGGCUGUUACAGGCUGAUGAUGGCUGUUUUCCUGCACCAAGUACCCGCCUGGGCCUUUUGUUUUGCUUCUAAAAGUGCCAAAUUCUAGAAGCCUCCCCCCUUAAUAAUAUCAUGCCCCUUCUCACUGUAUUACACUAUAUGCACUACAGAGUGUGGAGCAUCCUUCCUUUUCCUCCUCCUUCCUGCGUGAAGGUCAUACUGCCUGCUCCAUUAACACAUAAACACAUUUUCCCUGUAGCUAUAAUGGUCACGAAUCAGAACGACCGUUUCCCAGCCAUGCGAAGCACAAAACCUCUCCUUUCCUUCACAGGAGGAGAAAGAGUAUUGAAAUGGACCAGCUGAAAUGGGUGAUUUGUAUUCCCGUCCCUGCCCCCAGAUCGUUCAGAUCCAUCAUAAACUGAUGCAUAGUGAGAUGGAAAGAAAAUUUUGUUUUUCCAGUUCCCAGUUAUAUGACUCAGGAUCAGGGGAAGGUUGCUCUUUGAGGCCAAAUGCUCUCCUUUUGUACGUACGUAGGGGGGAUUUCCGUUACCAGUGCCAACCUAAACACCACAACGAUCUGCUAGUUUUCAUUUCUAAAAUGUCUUCAAUACCUGAGAUUCUAAUAUUUUUGCUUUUCUGGAGCAUUAUUUUGCCAUUGCUUGUUCUUACAAGACUGUGCCUGACCUGACAAAAUGAAUUCGAACUUCUAACUUCUUUUCCUAACGUUGGAUGGCAUUUUUUGUAGAUUCGUAACUGUGCUGACAUUGAGCUCAUAAUAUUUUUCACCCUUUUCUUCUCUUGCCAUACAAAACCCAGGGCAUGUAUGCCUGGACCUAUCAGGAAACCUCUUAGAUCUCUCCUUAGCACCAAUAGCUUUCAAACAAUCAGGAGACAAUCCAUUGCAGAUAAUAAUUAUCAAUCCCUUUGCUGCUUUGUUCGUGCUAGAGUUCCAUAAAUCUCUUACUGCUCUAUUCCUCAGAUUAUAAAUUUCAUCAUGUCCUGGGAAUGGAAAUGUUCUUCAGCAGCUUUAAGAGAUGUCCAGAAACCAGGCUGCCAGAUUCUUUCGAGACUCAACCUUGACAAAAAGUAGCAAAACAAUAGAAGUCUUUCUUAUUCCUCUGUAGUCAAGAUAGAUGCUUUUCCCUCUCCAGAAACGUAAACAGAGUGUUGUGCUCUUGUCUUGUUCUGGGGAAGAGUUGUGUGUGUUUUCCAAGCUUGUCUACGCCGUACAAUAUGCAAUCUCCCAUUAAGGGCAUUAUUCUAAGAAAAAUAAGAUGGUGAAAAAUGAGGGCCAUCGAUGGCUCCCAACACCAUAAAACCUAAAAUCACUGGGGAUCUCUCUCUAACUCCCUAGCGCGUCUACUGUACAACAGGCCCCAGGCACAGGUCCUUUUGUGUGAAGAGGAUCCAUACUAAAAUGCACUUUGUGGGGUUCCCAUUGGUUUUGGGUGUUUUUAUUAUAACGGUGAUUAUGAUUUUAAUGUACUAAAAUAGCCAUGAGGAAUUCCAGCCAAAGAAACCCUUCCUGUCCUGCAUUGCUGGCUGUGAACAUUCCCGUCUUUGGACUGGACAGUAGGAUGGAACAGUCUUUUAUUUUCCACCCUCCACAAAAAAUAGUAGUCAAAGACUUAAUUAACAGGAGAAUAAUACGAUGUCUCUGCUACACUACUGCUUUAGAAAAUCAUGGCUUGUUUUUACCCUGGAUUUAAGGAAUCUGUUGAUUAGGGUUUGCAUUCCUAGAACUAGGCCUGGAUCCAGAUGGCAUCUUCCUAAGCAGCUUGUUUGUAUAAUAAUUUGGGUUGGAUGCGUUGGUAGAACCCUGAGAGCAGAAGAGCAAACUGUCUUCCCAUUUGUAUGUUUCCUUUUUUGCCUCACGGCUGUCUUGGGACCACGAGCAAAACCAAAAAGAAAACCACCCAAAAAAUCAUGGAGUAUCGUGACUGGAGAAUUGUGAGGGGUUACAAUUCAGCCGUCCUGGAGGGUUGAACAAAUGUGCUCUUCUUUUGAACAGGGCUCCAUUUUAUUUUCACAGUGUCAACAUGAGGCUAAUGCAAAAUUCUUUAUUUGCAGCAGUGUUUAUCAUCUGCAUUUCUGCACUGUGCCUCUCAUUGGCUCAAAUUCCUGAUUGAGAUCUUCCCUCUAAUUUAAGCCAGUCCUUAGCAUCUACAUCUUAGAACCUGGAAAACUUAAGUACCAGAAGGAGUCAUAUUUUUGAAUGUUGGAUUAGUUUUGUCCUUACAGAGAGGGACACACUCAAAGCUUGGUUCCCAUCCCAUCUUGUAGCUCACUUGCAUCUUCCCAUCUCAGGACUCUUACUGCCUCAUUAUACAGCAUGUAUAGAUCAGACCUUAGAAAAGAAGAAUGGGAGAGAAUAGGACUUUGAUGUUCCGUACAGGGGGUUUUAUAUUACAAUCCUAGGCCAGUCGCCUUUUUAUUAUUAUUAUGCCACUCAUUGCUAGCCUUCCUUCUACAAUUUGCCAUUUGGAUCUAGCAAAGAAUAGGGCUUGAUGAUGGGGUUGGGCUGGAGGGUCCUGUGCUGCUUGUGGAUGUUGGGUGCUCUUGGUGUGCCGCGCUCUUGAAAAGGCUUUUAAGGAGCCUUUGUGAAAAGAAAGUCUCCCUCGAUUCCAAUCAGCAAAGCUUGAAAAGAGCUGCAUGAGUUCAGAGGUGCCAAGUGUUGUUUUCCAGGGUAAGUGUUCCAACAUCUUAGCUAAUUCUUCCUUUUUCAAUAGAAGUUGUUCUGUGCUUUUCUUGUGCUCCCCGCCCCCAUCCCUCCCCAGUUUUGAAAUCUCAGUGCGGCUUAUAUUUCAUGGAUCUGUUUGAUUCCUCUGUUUCAUUCCAAAGAGACCUUUUUAUUCCCCUUCAGCCCCUCUUUGACCCAUCCUCUAAUAAGCAGAUUUUCUCCAAAAGGGAUGCUGCAGCCGGAACACUAUUUCUCUCUCCUUUAAAAUUACAUUGUUUGACAUUCUCUCUAACUACUAGAAUUGUAUUUUAUUUGUUCACCAUGCAAUCAUUUACUCCUUUUUUUAAACAGAUGUUAGUUUAAAGAAAAACAAACAAACAAAAAACGAAAGCAGCCCAAUCCGGACAAUAUUCUUCAAAAAGCAAAAAAAAAAGAGUCCUCUUAUUAAUUACCCUGUAUUUUUAACUGAUCUGUUUGAAUGUCUAAGGAAGAAGAAGAAAAAGAAUUUAUUGUUAUAAUUAUCCAGAUGUAUGUAUGUUUGUAAAAUAGCUCUUAUUAAUUAGCUGAUAAGGUUGUAUGUUUUUGGAACAAAAUAUUGGUCAUUAAAACAAAUCUGAAUUUU
Anolis carolinensis (green anole) is the source of this 11783-nucleotide messenger RNA. It is a transcript of the gene arhgef12, whose product is annotated as Rho guanine nucleotide exchange factor 12. The record is from RefSeq and is a predicted model, not a curated record. The transcript has 41 exons. Gene Ontology annotation, molecular function: G protein-coupled receptor binding; guanyl-nucleotide exchange factor activity. Gene Ontology annotation, cellular component: cytoplasm. Gene Ontology annotation, biological process: intracellular signal transduction; G protein-coupled receptor signaling pathway. Bases 2634 to 7217 code for a protein of 1527 amino acids. Lineage: Eukaryota; Metazoa; Chordata; Lepidosauria; Squamata; Anolidae.